AUGGCUGAAGAUCUGGUGAUGGAAUCAUGCAACCUGGAGUGUGAGAGCAACAAUCAGAACCACAUGACGGCUGACAUGGGCAGCCAGCAGCUCGUUGUGAGGAGGGGACAGUCUUUCACCAUCACGCUGCGCUUCGCUGGAAGGGGUUAUGAGGAAGGAGUGGAUAGACUUACUCUCAACGUAGAGACAGGGCCAUGCCCCAUCGAGUCGUCGGGAACCAAGUCCCAUUUCCCCGUCUCCGAUGCCCUCCAGGAGUCAGCAUGGAGCGCGGUCGUGAACCAUCAGGAUGGAACCUCUCUCUCCUUGUUGAUUUACGCCCCUCCUGAUGCCCGGAUCGGCCGCUAUACCCUGACCCUGGAGGCCUCUUCGGGGUACCAAGGCACUAGCUUCAGGCUCGGAGAGUUCAUCUUGCUCUUUAACCCUUGGUGUCCAGAUGACUCUGUCUUUCUCGAGUAUGAAGACCAGCGGUGUGAGUACGUGCUGACGCAGCAGGGCCUCAUCUACCAGGGAUCUCUGAAGUUCAUUGUCCCUAUUGCCUGGAAUUUCGGACAGUUCGAAGAUGAAAUUGUGGACAUCUGCCUUCAGCUGCUGGAUACAAACCCCAAAUUCCUUCGAGACCAAAACCGAGACUGCUCCCGCCGCAAUAACCCCGUUUACAUUGGCCGGGUCGUGAGCGCCAUGGUGAAUUGCAAUGAUGAUCAGGGGGUGCUUGCAGGGCGCUGGGACAAUAAGUACGAGGAUGGGGUGAGCCCCAUGUCCUGGAUAGGGAGCGUGGACAUUCUCAGAAGGUGGAGGAAGUACGGAUGCCAGCCAGUCCGAUAUGGCCAGUGCUGGGUCUUUGCGGCAGUGGCAUGUACAGUCCUGAGAUGUUUGGGAAUACCCACCCGCGUGGUGACCAAUUAUAACUCCGCCCACGAUACCAACAGCAACUUGGUCAUUGACCAUUACCUAGACGAAAUGGGAAACCUGCAGAAGACAUCCAAAGACAUGAUAUGGAAUUACCAUUGCUGGGUGGAGUCCUGGAUGACCCGGCCUGACCUGCCCCCCGGCUAUGAUGGAUGGCAGGCUUUGGAUCCAACUCCUCAGGAGAAGAGCGAAGGGGCAUACUGCUGCGGGCCAGCUCCAGUCAAAGCCAUCAAGGAAGGUGAACUGAGGCUGAAAAAAUACGACAUCCCGUUUGUCUUUGCGGAGGUCAACGCGGACAUGGUUUAUUGGGUGCUGCAGAAGGAUGGCUCCAGAAAGAAGACCAUCCACUCUUCUAUCGUAGGAAAGAACAUGAGCACAAAAAGCGUGGGCAAAGACGCCAGAGAAGACAUUACCCACAACUACAAGUAUCCCGAGGGAUCCGACCAAGAAAGGGAAGUGUUUGCAAAAGCAGAACUCCAGAAAAGUGACCUGACUGAGGAGGAGAAGGGCGUGAGCAUCAAGAUCAAGGUGUCCGAGGGCAUGAACAAUGGCUGCGAUUUUGACGUCUUCGCGGUCCUCAGCAACAACACCGAGACCGAACGGCUGUGCAGGCUCAUGUUCUGUGCCCGAACUGCCAGUUACAGUGGAGUCAUGGGCCCUGAGUGUGGGAUGAAGGAUCUUCUGAAUGUCGUUCUCCUACCCCAUGCAGAAAAGACGGUGCCCCUGCGUAUUCUGUAUGAGAAGUACGGCAGAUGCCUGACCCAAGACAACAUGAUCAAGCUGGUGGCCCUCCUGUCUGAGUACCAGACGGGAGAUAUCGUCCUGGGGGUCCGAGACAUCUACAUAAAGAACCCGGACAUUAAGAUUAGGGUUUUAGGGGAGCCAAUGCAGCAGCGGAAGCUGGUGGCAGAGCUCACCCUGCCUAACCCCCUCUCGACCCCUCUGUGCGGCUGCGUGUUCACCCUGGAGGGGGCUGGUCUGACCGAAGGACUGAAGACCCAGGAGCUUGCCAGCCCCGUUGAGCCGGGGCAGGAGGCGAAGGUCAGGGUGGACUUGACCCCCCAGCUGUCCGGCCUGCACAAGCUCGUGGUGAAUUUCGAGAGCGACAAGCUGAAGGGAGUGAAGGGCUAUCGCAACGUGAUCGUUGCCCCGCUGCCCAAAUGAAGCCGCCGGACCCGUGCUCGCCUGGCCCUGCCGACGCCGACAUGAGCCUCUUCUCAAGAACUAACGACGAUUCCCACAGAGACCAGAGACCUCGCCUCGCCCUGCACAGCCAGUCCCAAACGCUGGGCGCCUCCGCCAUUCGCUGGGUU
This is a messenger RNA of Trachemys scripta elegans, 2219 nucleotides long. It is a transcript of the gene TGM2, whose product is annotated as transglutaminase 2. The record is from RefSeq and is a predicted model, not a curated record. NCBI's taxonomy places the organism in Eukaryota, Metazoa, Chordata, Testudines, Emydidae. The transcript has 13 exons. Gene Ontology annotation, biological process: peptide cross-linking. Gene Ontology annotation, molecular function: protein-glutamine gamma-glutamyltransferase activity. The coding region runs from base 1 to 2070 and encodes 689 amino acids.